Nakaseomyces glabratus is the source of this 1380-nucleotide messenger RNA. RefSeq names its product Rud3p (gene RUD3). Gene Ontology annotation, biological process: endoplasmic reticulum to Golgi vesicle-mediated transport; Golgi organization. Gene Ontology annotation, cellular component: Golgi apparatus. Gene Ontology annotation, molecular function: small GTPase binding. The record is from RefSeq and is a predicted model, not a curated record. NCBI's taxonomy places the organism in Eukaryota, Fungi, Ascomycota, Saccharomycetes, Saccharomycetales, Saccharomycetaceae.
AUGGCUAAGAAGAAGAAUAAUAAGAAGAAAGCUGCUCCUGCUGCAGCUCCUGUCGCUGAGCAGCCAGCCGAGGUAAGUGAGAAAGAAGUAGAGGUCGAAGUGCCAUUGGAGAGAUUAGAUGGUGCACAGGACUCAGAAGAUGAUUCCAGAUUAGAGGCGGAUAAGCAUGAACAAAACUCAGAGGAGGUUGGCUCUGAUAAAGUAGACAAUGAAGUAGAAGAAACGAGGAAUGACGGUGCGGAGAAUUCAAAUACCGGCAAUACUGACGAAAAUAUACGAGAGGAACUCGAGAGAGUGAAAACAGAGAGAGAUCAAGUUGAGUCGCAAUAUCAAACUUUGCUGAGCCGUCUUUCAUCUAUGAAGACAAUUUUUAGCAAAAUGAAGGAAUCCGAGGCUGAAUUGGAAGUAGUUAAGGAACAACUUCAAGAAUACGAGAACCAAAAUCUGAACCUUAAGAAUAAGGUAAGUUUGUUAACCAAGGAAAAGAAGGAGCUUGAAGAAACUGCCACAACAUUAAAUAAAGAGUUAGAAUCGCUGGAGAGUGAACAGGAAUCAAAUGACGACAAGUUGAAGGAAAGUCAAACGAGAAUAAAAGAACUGGAACAUCAAUUGGAAGCUAAGUCUGAAAUAUCGAAAUCUGAAUCUGGUAGACUAAAGAAGGAGAAUGAACAACUGAAUUCCCAAGUUCAAGAACUGCUGGUGGUAAUAGAUAAUAAUAAACAGGAUCUCUCAGCUUCAAAAGAGGAAAUUGAAGACUUGAAGCAAAAUGUAGAAAACCUUGAAAAUGAAAAGGUGAAAUUACAAAAUGCCUUUAACGAUAUGGAAUUACAAUUGGAUGCCGUUGAGAAAGCAAAUAAAGAACAACUCGACGAGAAAAAUCUUGAAAUUAACGCUUUGCGUACACAACUUGACCAAGCUAUAGAAGCCAAGAACGCUGAGAUUUCCAAGAUGGAAGAACUAGAGAAAAAACUAGCAGCAAUGAAGCAGGAUGUAACAUUGAAAGAGAAGUUUGAAAAAGAAUCCAAAGAGCAUGCUUCACAAAUUGCGAAAUUACGACACGAAACAAUAGUGUUGAAUGAACACUUGACAAAAGCACUUGCUAUGCUAAAGCAAUCCAGUGAUUCUGAAUCUGUUGAUAAAGAGCUAAUAUCGAACUUGCUAAUAUCUUUUGUUUCCAUCCCAAGAGCUGAUCCAAGAAAGUUUGAGGUAUUGGAACUACUAUCCAACUUUUUGAACUGGGAUGAUGACCAGAAAAGACAAGCUGGUCUAAUUUUUACUCCUGGUCAAGAUAAUAACAAUGGCAGUAAAAUACCUUCAAGAACCGAAAGUUUUGUUGCAAUGUGGACAGACUUUCUAGAGAGAGAGAGCGAGAAGAAAUAG